UGUGCUAAAACAUCUUUACCACAAUCCACGUAUCGUGUCCUCUACAACACCUUGAUAAAGAGACUUGCAUAUCUUUAAAGGAUUCUAUUCCAUUUUCUUCCAGUCUGUUUGCGUACGUUUUUCCUGAUCGAGUCAAGUGGAUGGAGAUAUUUUUUAUUUCUCUGAACAAAAAUCCACAACUUUUCGAGGAAAUUUGAUGGACUAUUGUUCAAGUAUAUCACAUAUCGUGAAAUGAUCAUUCAAUAUUCUAUAUAGAUAUUCUCGUAACAUUGUUUAAAAGCAAAUCAUUGUUUUUGCCUCAGGUCAUUCGUUGUACGCUCGGCAGACGACAGUUAGUAAUCAGACGAAAUAUUCGCGCCUCACGCCGCUUGUGUACCUUAGGGGUGUUUUCAGUAGCGCGCAGACGACAUAUUCGUACAGUUAUUUAACUGUCAGUCAAUCAAGUGGCCCGGCCUCGUUUUGGGGUUUUGUUUUUGUUGUGGUGUGCUGGAAAGACUCUUAUGUAGUCCGACUCCCGGGUACUUAGAUACUCUGACAGGUCUCGGAUACUAUACAACUCAUACACGACUUUCUACCCAGAGGAAACUUACAGAGAAAAUUAUUUCCUGAAGAAAUAAUAUCAGCGGACAAGUACAGCAUUGAGUGCACAUGGGUGUUUGUUUACGAAUUCUAAAUGUAUAACUUUCCAAGAAAGAAAAAUUGAUUUUUUUACCUUUUUUACACGUGAAAACGUCUUAUUAAAACCAGACCAAAUGAAAAUCAUGUCAACAUCCAGCGGGAUAAGUGAUUCGGAGGAUAGUUGCAAGGACCAAUACGAACCGAUACGGAAACUGGCGAUGGUGCAACUUCAGCCUCCAAGAAAUCCGAACAAACCAUUCACGUCAUUUGCAAUCAAGGAUAUUCUAGGUUCUAGCAAUAAUAAUAACAAUAAUAAUGUGCAACAUAGAAAUUUACAUUUUAAUAAUGCUAUAAAUUCAAGGAUCGUACGGCCCUGGGAUACUCGAUCCAGUCCAGGUAGAGAUUCAGAACUUUCAUCAGAUGCUGAAGAAGAGGAAAUCAAUGUCGAUGAUGAUGAUCAAAUCCCAAGCUUGAAAACAGUAUCUCCUCUUGAUGCUUUGAUGGAAAUGGCAAAUAAAACAUUCGAGGGAUUAGAAACGGCAGAUGCUGCAGAUGCCAAAAGACGUGAACAAGCUGCAUUGUUUGGGAAACACCAACCUCCAAAGAAGAGGAGAAAAUCAAGAACGGCUUUCACAAACCAACAAAUAUAUGAACUAGAAAAGAGGUUUUUGUACCAGAAGUAUUUAACACCCGCUGAUAGAGACGAAAUUGCUCAAACUCUUGGUUUGACAAAUGCACAAGUUAUAACAUGGUUCCAGAACAGGCGUGCAAAACUUAAACGUGAUCUCGAAGAGCUUAAAAAUGACGUCGUUCAUUCAAACAUUGACUGUACCGAGGACACCGAUCGGCGAGAUAGUGACUUGGACAGUGAAUCAGAACCUUCUCCAGCAAAAUUAUCCAAGAGUUGCUUGGACAGUGAUCAGGACAAUUCCGAAAAGGAAAACACGUGUUUAUCGGAUAGGGAAAAUAACAAUAAUUCUGACACAGAACAUGAAGCAGUGAUGUCAUAGCUAAGAUGAAAAAAUGUAUUUAAUGUGAUAAUGUUCGUCCCAUGUUUAGUCUCUUACAUGGUUGAUAUAUUCUAAAUAUAUAUUGAUCGUGCAAGUGACUAUGGCAACCUAUAUUAUAUCCUGUCUCUAUAAGAGAUACAACCAAAGGGUAAAACCCGCCUUUAUAGACUAUGACGUAGCAUUACGUCAUAAUCCUUUACGACGUCUUGUGCUUGCAAUCCUUGCAUAUACAUUAAACACCUUCAUCGUUGCCAGUGUAUAUUGAUCGUCGGUCCAAUUGGCCUCGCUUGGAAGGCAUCUAAGCGUUUCUUUAACCUUGAUUUGUCGGGUGUCAGUGACUAUUAUUGUAUACAGCACCACCUCUUGUAUAGAUAAAGGAUAUAUGUAGUAUGAUAAUUACACGUUCGUUAGUCCCCCGUUAAUAUAACGCGUUAUUUUCCCUUGAAAACAGACGCUGUGUGUUCAGGUUCGUUAAAUGACAUAGGUAAUAACUAUGUAUUCUUGGAUUGAACAAACUUCCGUACCAUAUUUGAAUCAGUUGUAUUAUUAUAAAUCUGUCUUUAACUUCGAAAUUUCUGAUUACACGCUAAUUUUGAUCAAUAUAUUUAGCGUACACAGCGCAUAAGUGAGUAAGCGCGUCAAUCAAAAGUACAAUCAUCAUUUGGCACAAUAGUUUAAAUGCGAAAAGAGUAGAAAUAAGUCAUCACUUGAAACAUUGAACUGAUCCUUCAAUGACUAUUUCAUCUUCUCAAUACUCGCCCGAAUGUCUGUAUGAACAACUGACGAUAAUCUAUGAAUUACGAUAAAUUUACAAAUGCUGAUUAGAGAACCUGGCUGUCAAUCUAUUUUCCCGCACCAGUCUCGAACUCCAAAUUCUUAUAUUUUGUUUUGCAGAAAAUAUGCCUCACAUAUAUGAGAAUAAAAAUAGUUACAUUGUUCAAGUGAAAAUACUUUUUUUUUCUUUUAAAUUAUUCUUACCUCAUGAAAAAUUCUGUUUGAACAUAAUCAUCGUUUUUUUUAAUCGAUUGCACAGUAUUUAAAAUUUUACUACCGAAUAAUUUGAUUGCGGAAUAAAACAUCUAUUCAUUAUAAAUGCGGAGUUUUAAAGUCAAUUAUAAACAGUAUUAUUUGUAUUAUGCAUUUUUUCUGCAUUGUCCUUUCUGCCUUAAGAAACAACAUCUGAAACAAUUUGAUAUCGCAAAAGGAAUAAAUGUACUACGUGUAAUUCAUUGUAAUUAUCGAACAUCCUUUACGAAAUGAUAUGUUAAUAUUCUAAAGUUUAAUCAAGAUAGUACUCAUGAUAGCAUUAUGAAUCUGUACGUUUUAUUUGAAUUUGCGCUGGUAUAUUUAAUAUAUCUUAUAAGAUAUUUUUUUUGUUCAGAUCCCAACCAGAAUUGUUUUCAAGAGAAUAUUAUACAGUUUUGUAAUUUAUAUUUAUUUCAAAAGUAAUAAUAGAAUCAUGUACAUGUCAUAAUAUAUAGUAAGGUCUUGGUCAAACUCUACCAACAUAUUCAUCAAUAUUUAUUCCACCUCAGGGUUUUAUACAUGAUAAUAAUGCUGCAACAAAGUAUAAACAAUAGCACCAUUUUAUGUGUUACUUUGGCAUUAACCUAAAGAAUAACAUUAAUACUGAACGCUAAUGCGUUUCUGAUUGCUAAAUUAUCUAAUACAGAAUGUUGCUAAAACGAGCAGAUAUAAUAUAACAUAUAUCUGUAAAAUAACCUAUGACACAGUUAUAGAACUUUGUUCUUUUCUCAUCUGUAACUCAUUUCGUAUUCCAUUCGUGGUAAGAGUGAUAAGACUAAUGCCAUUGUUUAUCAGACAAGAAAUUAUAAGCAUUUUUAGCAGAGUACUACGACCUUAUUUACAGUUAUCCAAGCGUUUCACCAUCACCAACAUUAUCUUGUCUUUCUACAAUUUUACCUCAGACAGUUUCUUUAAUUCGUCAUGGAUAUAUAAUACUGUAUAUUACUUUGCUUCAUCCAUACCGAAAUAUCGCUUCCUCUUUCUCUAUGGCUUUGAGUACGGUGUCAUACAUGUACAGAACAUAUGUUUAAAUUGGGAUUUAGAAAUCGCAAUACAUUUCUGUCGUCGCUGAUUGUCAAUGUUGAAUUCCUUAACGUUGUUAGAGCUGUGACAAUAAACUUAUUUGUAAGAUGAUAUCAGAAGAAAAUUGCAAUAUUCGCCCACGAUCAGAUGUGACAGAAUUUCAAAUGUUAAAAUGCAUAGGCCAUUUAGAAAAAACCGUGAGAGUAGUAUAUAUUUUCAAUAAAAGUACACUCAUGCGUCAUUUCAGAAUAAAUAAAACAAAUUAUUUUCCCGCUAUUUCACUUACAUGUUUGAAUUAUGUAGUCUAGUUUGUUUAAUAAAAACAUUCAAACAGAAAUACGAAACUAAUUGAUGUAGCCUUGAAAACUAUUGGGAACCAGCAUAACUGUAAUAAAACGGGCAAUGCCACCAUUUCCCACAGGAACGAAAUGUCGUCAAAAUGUAGUUAAACAAUUAUUUACAAGCCUUCUAAAGACACACAGGCAUGUAAUUAAAUAAAGUUACAACUUAUCAUUAUCCGUCUUAUUUUAACAACGGCAUAUGUUAAACAAAACAUAGUAAAAUGUUAUGUUUCGCUUCCAUUUCCACUGUUUAAAUCAUCUGUCAUUGUAUUUUUGUCUGUGUUCUCUUUAUCUCUGCCCUCUUAUUAUCCCGAACUUCAUUCAAAUCGUCGUCGUCAGCUAUCGUCACCCUUAUAUUCAGUAUGGCGCUGGAUGCUGUAUCCAGACUUUUAUGUGUUACUGAGAGCACCUGGUUAUGGUUAUCAAAAGUUUAGUAAACGAAAGACGAGAGAUGGUAUUCAGUAUUUAGAUAAAGAAACCCUGUUCGAUUAACACCGACUCGAACUUUUCAUUGAUAAUUAGGCCAGACCUAUCAAUACAUACUGCUGUAGUUCGAAAGAUUAAUUAACAAUGCUUCCCAGUGGGGUAUAGGUCAUGUCUAAGUAAAUAUAUAAGUAAUUAUUUAAAACUUCAUCAAAUGAUUAUUUUAUAACUUAAUUUUAUGAAGUUGAAAUUUAGAAUGAUAAUAACAAUGGGGAAAGACGUGUAUUGGAAUACAAGGGGAAAAGUUUAACUCUAGUUGGAUUUUCAUAUGUGAUAUUAUGUAACUGAAAUAGAAAAUUCAAUAGAUUAUUUAAAUAGAAUUAUUGUAUUUAUGUUAAACUGACCAAUCUUUACACAGCCAUAUCCAAAUGUUAUCAUCUGCAUAUUAUGAAAUUUUGAAAUUGUAAAUUCACCAUUAAAAUAUGUUAUUUACAAAUGUAAAUUAAAUGAUUUUAUCUGUA
Molecule: messenger RNA, 4962 nt
Organism: Pecten maximus
Lineage: Eukaryota; Metazoa; Mollusca; Bivalvia; Pectinida; Pectinidae
Product: transcription factor LBX1-like
Exons: 2
Coding region: 753-1628 (291 amino acids)
Biological process (GO): regulation of DNA-templated transcription
Molecular function (GO): DNA binding; DNA-binding transcription factor activity, RNA polymerase II-specific
Source: RefSeq, a predicted model, not a curated record